AAAUAAGAAAAACUAGGGAUGCCAAUUUGAACCUACAAUAGCGUGGGUAGGGGUAUGAGUAUCUACUUUUGAUCGUCCUGCCUCGUUUCGUUCUUUAGCUAUUAUAUCUCAAUUUCUUUCAAUAUCUAUUCAUAUUUCGGGAAAAUCCCAAUAUACACCAGUAAUUAAAAAAAAUCCCAAAAUACAUAAGUUAUAAAAAAAUUCCUCAAUCUACACAUGUUUCACAUUCACCGCCUUUGUCUAAGCCAAUCACCGUGUUAGACAAAUACAGUGAAUAAGUCACAGCGUUUAAUGAAGACGAUGAAGGAAUCACCGUUUUUAUCUAAAGCGGUGAAAUGUUCACCGCAUUUUACUUAAACGGUGAAGCAAUCACCAUCUUUGUUAACAACGGUGAAUUGAUCACCGUUUUUGUGCAAAGCGGGUAACACCUUCACCGCUGUAGUUUAGGGCGGUGAUAGUUGCCCACAUUUUCCACCCCUGGUAGGUGAGAGUUAGGUCACAACCACCUAAUGUUCACCGCCUUAGGGCAAGACGGUGAUUGCCUUCACCGCUACUGACAAACACGGUGAAUGUUGUCUGAUUUUCAUAUAAAUACCCCCACGAGCAGUUGUAAAAACGUAACCCCCCUCCCUCUUCAAAUUUCAGCAAAAAAAUCGAGCAAAAUACAUAGGAGCUAUUUUCGGUAUGAUUUAAUUUUAUAUUGUUAUAUAAUGAUGUUUUUAGUAGUUAUAUUUAUGUAAUGAAUUACUUAUCGUAGCAAAUAUGUUAUGUUAGUUGGGAAUUUAUGUUGUUGUUAGUUAUGAGAUGGAGUAAUAUUAGUCAUACAAUAUGGUUUUGGUUAAUUUUAUUGGAAUUAAGCUAAUAGUUACUUAUUGUAAAUUGUAGAUAUGGGUAAACGCAAGAAGUUUCAGCUUAUUAUUCGGUGCAAUGGAAGGGUGACAAACUCUGACAUUGGGAUUGAUUAUGAGGACGGUGAAUCCACUAUGUUGAAAAUUGAGUCGCGAUUCACAUGGCAAGAACUCUGUGACAUUUGUGCAUACAGGGUUUGUACGAGCAGACAGACGAGAGUUGGUAAAAUUACUUACCGGUAUCCAGACAUGAGUGCUGGCGGGGUUGUGUACCAAGAAGUUGUCAUAAACGAUGAUGACGCGGUUACGAUGAUGUUAUAGUUUCUAGGCGAUAACGGGAUGCGGCUUGCAGAGGUCUCUGUUGAGACCAAGGUGGUCGGUGAAACUCAUUCUCACCAGUAUUCUUAUGAUGAUUGUUUUGCGGGAGGGUACGUAUGGGGUGGUAGUUCAAGCAACUAUGAAGGAGGUGGUUAUACAUGAGGUUACGGAUUGGGUGGUAGUUCAAGCAACUACGGAGGAUGGGUGCCAUAGAAAGAAUACCCGCAACGUGAUGAACCUGCCCCAUUUUUUGAGGCCGUAGAGGUUCAAUGGCUUGCCUGGGGCCCAGAGUGGGCUGAAAUCGAGAAUACCAUUCGAUUUGGGUGUACUUCACAUGAGUGAGAAGACUAUGUUGGUGGUGGUGGUCAUGUUGAUCCUUCUGGCCCGAGCUAUCCAUUCGACUCAAGUGACGAUGAUACUGAGGAAGGUUUGAGAUCAAUGAGCGAAGAGGAAGAUACUGACGAUGCCGAUGACGAUGUGGCAUUUCGUGAGCCACUAACGCCAUGCUACGCACAUGUUCCAACUCAAUUUUUACAUAGUCAAAACGAUGCCAUAGACAUUGUCCCUAUGCCAGUGUAUAAUCCGAUGGCCAAUUUGGAGGUGGGUAUGGCGUUCACAUCGAAGGACACUCUGCAGGAUGCUUUUACCGAAGAUGCCAUGCGGCGCAAUUUCGAGUGGAAGGUAAAAUAUUCUGACAGUAAACAACUACAUGUCAUAUGCAAAAAUGUUGUAGAGGGUUGUAUGUGCAACUGCGAGCUGCAAAUAUGAAGAGAAAGGGUGUCUGGGUGAUUCGAAAAGCUGAGAACAACCACGCCUGCUCCUCGACUAUACUUUCUCAGGAUCACCGACAACUUAAAGCAAAGAAAGUGGCAAGAACUAUUAAGCACCUUAUUGAGGCACAACCAGAUAUCAAGGUCAAAGCCAUCAUGGCCGAGGUGAAGGAUCGACAUUCUUACACGAUAAGGUACAAAAAGGCAUGACAUGGUAAGCAGAAAGCCAUGGCUGAGGUGUAUGGUGAUUAGGAGGACUUGUAUGCUUUACUCCCUAAACUUAUGGCCGCUAUGGAGGAUUCCAACCCUGGGACUGUUUUCGUGCCUUCUUACAACAAUGUAUACACUAAGGAUCAAGUUCGAGUAAAGAAAAGUUGAUGUUUCACCGUCUAUUUUGGACUUUCAAACCAUGCAUUGACGAGUUUGCGUUCUGCAUACCAGUUACCUAGGUAUUUUAAUUACUAAUUAUUGUUAGAAAAGUUCAAUUUCCCUGCUAUGUGAAUUUCAUACUAAUUAGAUCCUAAUUUUCAAUUAGGUUGAUGGAACUUUCCUUAUUGGGAAGUACAAAGGCACUCUUCUCAUUGCCACUGGCGUUGAUGAAAAUAUGCGGAUUUUCCCACUUGCAUUUGCAUUAGUGGAAGGGGAGAACAACUUAAGUUGGGCAUGGUUCUUUGACCAACUACAUGAACACAUCACACAGCGGCAGGGUAUUACGAUUAUAUAUGAAUGACACGCGGGGAUUAGGAAUGUCGUGGGUGGUUUUCCUGACGAAUGGGGAUGGACAUGGCACUGGUGUAUUCGACACUGGCUUGCCAAUUUCCAGCACAAAUUUGGGAAGAAGAAAGACAUAAGAGAUCAAUUGUGGCAUGCAAAUACUAAUGUCUUUUAAUUUGAGUUAACUAUGCAUUUAAUAACUUUGUAUUUAUCAUGUAUUUACCAUUUAAUUUUGAUCACCUUGCAGCGGUUGCACAUCAACCAAAAAAGUAUGAGCAGAAGAUGAAGACGAUCCGUCAGGUCCACCGAGCGGGAGCAGUAUGGGCUGAAGGUCAAGACUUGCACAUGUGGAUGUUCCAUAUGGACAACGGGGCCAGAUUCGACAUUACAACUACCAACCAUGGCGAAAGUAUAAAUAGAAUGUUCAAGGACCUUCGAGCGAUGCUUGUUUCUGUCAUAGUUGAGAUAUCAUACUGGAAGGUCAACGAGUGGUGCGUGAAGCGGCUUCAGCUAGCUAUAUGGAGGGAACUCUCUGGUCAUGCGAUAGCACAUAACGUCUUUGAUCAAAUGCAGAAGAACGAAGAAAAAUCAAGUAAGCAUAAAGUUGUUCUUUUUGACCGCAGUGAAGGUAUAUUUGCAGUCAAAACAGGUAUAUGGGGUGGAGGGAGACGUGGCCACAAUCGUCUAACCGUCACUCUACACUGAGAAAGCCUAAACGGGGAGUGUACAUGUCAAAAGUAUCAAAACACAAGAAUACUUUGUUCACAUGCAAUGGUAGUAGCUAAGUCAAUAACCAUGAGCCCCCACAUUCUGGUGAGUCCGUACUUCAAUGAACAGGCGAUAAGGAACUCAUAUGAUGCAGCUGUGAGCCCCAUGCCAGAUGAAGAGUAUUGGCCUAUAUACAGUGGGAAGUUGAUUAUCCCACCGUUGCUCCUAAAGAGCACCAAGGGUCAUCCUAGGACUCAAAGGAUUCACAAUGAGAUGGAUCAAGUGCAACGCCCGAGGUGAGGGCCGAAGCGAUGCUCCAAGUGCAGACAACCUGGGCAUGACAAGAGGCGUUGCCCAGGACAACCUCUCCAGUAUGAUGCGGAAAUUAAUCAGGACCAACCUUGAAAGUGAUCUAUCUAUCUUAAUUUUCAUUUAAAUUUGUUGCUUGUUUAAUGAUUGUAAUGAUAUUGGAAUGAAGAUCUAUGAGCAGUAUGUUGGAAUGAAUUUAAAUCCAAAUA
This is a messenger RNA of Linum trigynum, 3876 nucleotides long. The record is from the annotation of a GenBank genome assembly. NCBI's taxonomy places the organism in Eukaryota, Viridiplantae, Streptophyta, Magnoliopsida, Malpighiales, Linaceae.